AUAAUAAUAAUAAUAAUAAAAUAUCACUAAAAAAAAUUAUUCUCUCCUUCUCAAACGAAUAGAAGAUUCCUUCUUCAAAUUCUUUUCGUAGAUACAUGUUUUUCCCAAAUAUUUUUAUUUUUAUUUUAAUUAAAUGUUCAUUUCCUUUUUCUCUUCUUUAACAGCGUAAACGUCGAAGGGCGAGUUCCCGCCUCGGGAGUUCGCCAUUGGAGAGGGAGCUAGGGUUUCUCUUGCCCUUCAUCGCUCGCUAGGGUUCCGGAGAGAGGAGAUGGUGUUGUUUCCCUCGUCGUCGGUGACGGUGCGGGUGGAGAAGGCGACGAGCGACCUCCUCAUCGGGCCCGAUUGGACGCUGAACAUGGAGAUCUGCGACCUCGUCAAUUCCGGUCAAUGGCUCGCAAAAGAUGUCAUUAAAGCUGUGAAGAAGCGGCUACAGCAUAAAAACCCGAACGUUCAGUUUCUAGCUUUGACGCUAUUGGAGACAAUGGUGAAAAAUUGCAGUGAUUAUGUACAUUUUCAAGUUGUCGAACGAGGUAUUUUAGAAGAGAUGAUUAAAAUUGUCAGAAAAAAGACGGAUAUGCAAGUGAGAAAUAAAGUCUUGGAGCUUCUUGACUCUUGGCAAGAUGCAUUUGGUGGGCCUGGAGGGAAGUUUCCACAGUACUACUGGGCAUGCGCUGAACUAAAGAGAUCUGGAGUGUUGUUCCCCCAGCGUUCCCCAUAUACUGCUCCAAUAUUUGCUCCACCCCGUACACAUGCAAAACCAACAAAUAGGCAUCCUCAGGCAGGUUAUGGGAUGCCCCCUAGUUCUUCUUUAAGACUCGAUGAAGCAAUGGCAUCCGAGAUGGCAAAUUUAAGCGUAUCAGAUUUUGAUCACAUAAGGAAUGCAAUGGAUCUGUUAAACGAAAUGUUGAGAGCUGUGAAUCCAGAUGACCAUGGGGUUGUUAAAGAUGAAGUGAUUGCAGACCUUGAAAGUCAGUGUCGCUCCAAUCAAAGGAAACUCAUGAAUUUUUUAAGUUCAACCAGGGAUGAAGUGCUGCUGCGACAAGGCCUUGAAUUAAACGACAACUUACAAAGUGCUCUUGCAAAACAUGACGCAAUAGCCUCAGGCACUCCUCUGCCACCUGAAGCACCUGAUUCAUUUUUAAGGGCAGAGACUCCUUGUGCACCCACACCACCUGUUGUAAUCAAUCAGUUUGAAGAUGAAGAAGAUGAGGAUGAUGACGAUGACGAUGAUGAGUUUGCUCAGUUAGCUCGCAGAAACUCAAAAUUCAAGCCAUCAAGCACCGGAAGCACAUCUUACAUGAGCAGAGAGAGAUCUUCCUCUCAGAACUGCAAGAACUACAAUGAAAGUAGUUCUUCAAUCUCAUCCACUAUAGGGGAGAAUGCAUUGGUUCUACUUGAUUCCCCAGUACCAGUUAAGACUGCCUCCAAAGAGAAAGAUAUGAUCGACCUUCUCAGCAUCACCUUGUCAUCAGAACCUUCAACUCGAACCACACCUUUAACGCCUUCCUCUUCCUCAAACCAAAGAGAAUCACCAGCAUCGAUUUCACCCAAUAAACAAGCCCAAUCCUAUGUUCCCUAUAAUAGUUAUGUCGCCUCUUGGGCUCGGUCUCAGCCUCAGCCUCAAUACUUGGACUGUCCGCCACAACCUCAACUGCAAUUUGGUUGCACACCCCCACGGUGGGUAGCUUCUCCAGUCAACAUGAAUACCAACCCCUUUGAGUACCCUUCUACUGUCAAUGUCGCUGCUUAUGUCCCUACAUAUGCAUCUAGGGCUUUUUGGCCAUCAAAUCCAUUUGUUUAUCGAGCUAAUAGCGCCCCAGCUGCUUCUGGACAGACAACGACAAAUGUGAAUCUGAAGCAACCGGGGAGUGCUGUUGCUUCUGAACCAUAUGUUUCUUCAAAUAGAUUGUUUGACGAUCUCAUAGACCUGAGAGAUGCAGAUGAUAGUCUAAGGACAAGAGGCAUGGGUCCUACCUUUUCUGCCUCGCCCAGCCAAGGUACGUUGGAUAGAAAAUAACUAAACCCCAUUUGGCAAUUUGUAAUUAUUUCCGCAAAUUGUUCUUGCAGACUGUUUUGAUUGUGCUAUUGUAUAUUCUCUGGAGUUCUCUCUUAUUUCUUGUUUGAAUUAUGUCAUUACUGCUGCUCGUGCAUUUGCAGGCCAUAUUUAAAUCUUUCCGUAAA
This is a messenger RNA of Ananas comosus (pineapple), 2181 nucleotides long. RefSeq names its product target of Myb protein 1-like. The record is from RefSeq and is a predicted model, not a curated record. Gene Ontology annotation, molecular function: ubiquitin binding; phosphatidylinositol binding. Gene Ontology annotation, biological process: protein transport to vacuole involved in ubiquitin-dependent protein catabolic process via the multivesicular body sorting pathway. The transcript is spliced from 9 exons. Bases 269 to 2017 code for a protein of 582 amino acids. NCBI's taxonomy places the organism in Eukaryota, Viridiplantae, Streptophyta, Magnoliopsida, Poales, Bromeliaceae.